AUGGAUCAGGCCGUGCGCGACCUCGUCGUCACGCCCUUUGGCGAGAUCGUGGCCAAGGCCAAGGUCGCGGCGGGCAACGUCGCCGAGGCCGGAGACGACGCGCCGCCGCAGAUGGGGAAGGCGGCGCAGAGCCUGCAGAGAGAGGGCGAGCGCGCGCUCAAGAAGAUCGAGCCGCUGUGCGUCAAGCACCUCGCCGAGUACGGGGCGAGCUUCCUCGACGAGCUGAGGGCCAACGGCGAGAUCGCACACUUUCGAAACGAGCUCAACGACCUGCUCUGGGAGUUUGACGACUACGUCGAGACGGACGACUUUGACGCCGACAAGUUUGCCGAGCUGCAGGCGCUGUCGCGCAAGGCGGCGCCCAAGAUUGUCGACAUCCUCAUGUGCAUGAAGCUGCAGCCCGCGCCGAAGCCGGAGCAGCAACAGCCACAGCAGCAGCAGGCGCCGGUCAUCGUGGCGGCGCCCAGCUCCUUACCGCAGAAGGAGGACGAAGGGGUCUCGCUGGCGCCUGUCAUCAGCACCGAGGACGAAAGCGAUGCGAAGAAGCCAGCAGGGAAGUCAGAUCCCCGCCGCGAGAUCAAGCUGGUCAUGGGCGCCAGAUCCGGACCCGACCUAGGUCUGAACGGCGACGCCAACGAGGCGCAGAACAUGGCGGUGACCCCCAGGACGCCGCACGCCGAGGCCGCGCCGGGCGCAGAGGUCGCCGUCGUCGAGGCUAUCGAGACGGCCGCACCGCGCGAGGGCCUGCCCGAGGCGCCUGAUGUCGACCCCUGGUCGAUCGGCCCGGCUCCGGCCGUGGGGAGUCCCGACAGUGACGACGGCGACAUGACCCGCCGGGAGGCUGUCACGUCACGGCCGGACUCGCCUACGAUACCCUACGCCGUAGCCGUCUCGCCCACAGCCAAUGACUUCAAGAAGCGCUUCGAGCCCAAUGCUCCGCUCCCUGCCCUUCCGGCGCCGUCGAACCGGAGCGUCCGCGAGGGCGCAGCUACUAACGGCAGGCCGCCGACUUCUUCGGGGACUAACGGUAUCAACAGCACUUACGUCGUCUCGCCACUUCUACGUGCCAAGGAUGCCCGGUCGCCCACUUCGCCGAGCGGGUAUUCCGCGCCGCCGAGCUACAACGACCUGGUGCACCAGUCCUCGUGGCCGCUCAACGGCGGACAUGGCCAGCACCAGCAUCCUGCACACCAACACCAACAACAGCAGCAGCAACAUUACAACGGCGCCGCGGUAGCCAGCAUGCUGCCCAGCGGCAAGCAGCACCAGCACCAGCGCCGCUCCGGCGAGCACGUCCUGCCGUCCGACUCGUCGUCGCGCUACUCGCAGGCUAGCAGCUCGGCCGCCGAGUCGCGGGGCAGCUCCGUCUUUGACCACCAGGAGCAGCGGCACACCAUGUCGUCCGCGACGGCGAGCCCCGUCAUGCCCGCGGCGCGGACGUCGAGCCUGCCCGGCUACGCCGGCGGCGGUGCCAACGGCGGCGGGCAGGCGGCGGGGAGCCCGCGCCUGCGCAUGUCGGCCUCCUUUGGCCGGUUCCCCGAGUACAGCAUGCCGUCCCCUGCCCUCCGGCCGCACUACGAGGAGGAAGCCGAAGGAGACGGGGACGGGGUCGAGGUCGUGACGCUGUCGCCGCUGCGGAACGGGGCGGACUUGGAGCCCGUGCCGACGAACGGGAUCGAGGUCGACUCCGGGCUGAUUCCUGUGCCGCCGCAGCCGGCGGGAGGGGAGGGCGGCGGAGGGGCGGAGGGCGGCGAUGCGCCGCCGCCGUCGGAUGUGCCGAUCCGGGAGGCGGAUACGAAUAUCACGCUUGAGAGCUCGUUCUUCCUGAUGAGGGGGUUCUGCGUGGGCGCGCGGGAGUGUCAGAGGGGUGGGAUGGGGGUGAAGCAGACGAGGAAAUUGGGCUUCGGUGGAGGGUCGGCGGUAGCGGCCAAGUGUAAGCACUGCUCGUAUGAGCUCGAGUGGAAGCAGGUUGAGGCGGAUAAGCUGGGAUAUGGUGAGGCCUUCAUUCCCCUGAAAAGGCUGCGCAAGCCAGACAGACAUCUAACCCAUCAUCCCGCAGAGACCGCAAACUACGUCUCCCAGGACAUCGGCUUCCGGCUGCGUAUCCUCUCCAAGUGCCACCUGCGCUCCAAGAACAUGGAGGACCAGAACUACGGCUGCCCCUUCUGCCUGCAGCAGGGCCGGACCAACGAGGAGAGCGACCCGACCGUCUUCUUCUCGCAGAAGGAGCUCUUUGCCCACUUCGCGCGGCACCCGCGGCCGCUGCCGGCCGUGCCCUACCUGACCGUCAUCGAGGAGGCCGAGAUCCCGGAUCAGUACCGCAACGACUACGACCUGCACUUCACGAAGCGGCAGCCCGUGCGCUCGGUCAUGGAGGGCCUGGGCAGGGAGCUGUCGAUGCUGCCCACGGCGACGGCGGUCGAGACGGUCCGCCGGUCGACGACGGGCGGCGGCGGCAGCAGCAGCAGCAGCAAGAUCCCGCCGGACCGGCACACGCCGCUGCAGUUCGCCGUGGGCGCGCGGAUCGUCGGCGUCGAGUUCCCGGCCAAGUACCACGGCGAGUGGGCCGUCGGGUGGGCGGACAACGUGCGGGCGCCGUUCCCGGCCGACGCGGUCAAGCUCGACGAGCCGCCGGCGCUGAGGGCGGCGGCGGGGGACAGCAACGCGACCGCAGCGGGGAGCAUCAAGGCGCUGCAGGGCGCCAGCUCGCUGUCCGCGGUCGUGCGGUGGAAGUUUGCGCACAAGGACCGGACGGCGGACUGGCUCAAGCUGGAGAAGGGGGACGUCAUUACGAACAUACAGUGGGCCUACCCGGGACACUGGUGCUGGGCGGGCACAAACUCCAAGGGCCGGUGGGGCAUCUUCCCGCAGUCGCACAUCGAGCCCAACUCCCUCAUGGACGGCGACCGGGGGAAGAAGAAGGGCGGCCGGGCCGGGGCCUCCGCCGUCGAUCACCGCGACGACGACGUGCGGAGCGUGUCGAGCUCGGAGCGCAAGGGGUCCGGGGCGGGCGGCAAGCUGCUGUCGCGCAUGUCGGUGCGGCGCACGGCCACGUCGAGCAGCCAGGAGACGGCGCACCCGCCGGCGCCUUCGUCGAGGCCGACUUUUAGCUAG
This is a messenger RNA of Thyridium curvatum, 3114 nucleotides long. RefSeq lists its product as uncharacterized. The transcript is spliced from 4 exons. Lineage: Eukaryota; Fungi; Ascomycota; Sordariomycetes; Thyridiales; Thyridiaceae. Gene Ontology annotation, molecular function: protein binding. The coding region runs from base 1 to 3114 and encodes 1037 amino acids. The record is from RefSeq and is a predicted model, not a curated record.